GCUGCGAAACCUUCAGCCCGAUAGCCGGGGAAGCGCACGAACAAGGAAGAGUGGCGAAUGUGUGGGGAAAGUUUGGAGGGAAGACAGAUCCUGGUGUUUUUGCAAAUUCCAGUUACAUGGGUGCGUGGGAUCAACCAAACUGACACGCGAGGGUAUCCUACAUGAUUGAUUACUUUGCAAGAAGACGGCUUUGCGAACAACCCGUCCAGAGAGUAACGCGUAACUUUUGACUUGGUCAUCCUGGCAGAACAACGCGUGGGAAUGAUUCACUUGAAAUAGUUCCAGCAGAGUUUUUACCCAAUUUCCGUUCUCAGUUCCGGAUUGUAAGAGACAUAAAGGAUCCAAUAUCAAUACUAUUCAAAGUCACAGUUCCUCGGAAGGCGCACCUCGAGUUUAAAGGGAGCGAAAAUGCCGGACCAAAUCUCAGUGUCGGAAUUUAUGGCUGAGACCAAUGAAGACUACAAAGCGCCCACGACGUCCAACUUCACCACUCGAAUGGCACACUGUAGGAAUACCGUGGCAGCGCUGGAGGAGUGUCUGGAUGGCGACCGCAGUGUGCUGCACAAAAUAAAGAAGUCUGUCAAGACGCUGCACAGCUCAGGGCUGGCCCAUGUGGAGAAUGAGGAGCAGUACUCCCAGGCCCUGGAGAAGUUUGGAGACAACUUCCUCUGCAGGGACGACCCUGAGCUGGGAUCAGCCUUCCUCAAGUUCGCUACCUUCACAAAAGAGCUCACUGCCCUCUUCAAAAAUCUGGUUCAAAACAUGAAUAACAUCAUCACCUUCCCUCUGGACAGCCUGCUGAAAGGUGACCUCAAAGGAGUGAAAGGGGACCUGAAAAAGCCUUUUGAUAAGGCCUGGAAGGAUUACGAAACAAAACUAGCAAAGAUCGAGAAGGAGAAGAAGGAGCAUGCGCGGCAGCACGGUAUGAUCCGCACCGAGAUCAGCGGCGGCGAGAUCGCCGAGGAGAUGGAGAAGGAGCGGCGGUACUUCCAGCUGCAGAUGUGUGAGUAUCUCCUCAAAGUGAAUGAAAUUAAAGUCAAGAAGGGGGUCGACCUGCUCCAGAACCUCAUCAAAUAUUUCCAUGCACAGUGCAACUUCUUCCAGGACGGCCUGAAAACGGUGGAAAGUCUCAAACCCCCGGUCGAGAAACUGGCCGCAGACUUGGCAGCAAUCAAACAGAGUCAGGAUGGAGAGAGGAAGCAGCUCGCUCAGCUGCGGGACAUCCUGAAGGCCUCUCUGCAGGUGGAGCCCAAGGAGGACUCCCAGGCACGGCAGAACGCCUCCUACAGCCUGCACCAGCUCCAGGGCAACAAGGAGCACGGUACCGAGCGCAGCGGCAACCUGUACAAGAAGAGUGACGGACUCAGGAAGGUGUGGCAGAAGAGGAAAUGCUCUGUGAAGAACGGGUACCUGACCAUCUCCCACGGCACGGUGAACAGACCCCCUGCUAAGCUCAAUCUGUUGACCUGCCAAGUGAAGUGCAACCCGGAGGAGAAAAAAUGCUUUGAUCUGAUAUCACAUGACAGGACCUACCACUUCCAGGCAGAGGAUGAGGCAGAAUGUCAGAUAUGGGUCUCUGUGCUACAGAACAGUAAGGAUGAAGCUCUGAAUGACGCCUUCCAGGGAGACCAGAAGGUGGGCGAGAACAACAUCGUGCAGGAGCUGACCAAGGCCAUUGUGGGGGAGGUGAAGCGGAUCCCGGGGAACGAUGUGUGCUGUGACUGCGGAGCGCCCAACCCCACCUGGCUCUCCACAAACCUGGGAAUCCUCACCUGCAUUGAAUGCUCCGGAAUCCAUCGUGAAAUGGGGGUACACUACUCCCGGAUCCAGUCCCUCACACUGGACGACCUCGGCACCUCCGAGCUCUUGCUGGCCAAGAACGUGGGGAACUCGGGCUUUAACGAGAUCAUGGAGGCGUGUCUGUCUAAGGAGGCGGAGCUGGUCAAGCCCAACCCGAGCAGCGACAUGCAGACGCGGAAGGACUUCAUCACGGCCAAGUACACGGAGCGGCGUUUCGCGGAGAAGAAGUGUCCCGACGCAGCGUCCCGGCUACGCGCCCUGCGCGACGCGGUCAAGGCCCGCGACAUCUUCGCCCUCAUCCAGGUGUACGCCGAGGGGGUGGAUCUGAUGGAGGCCAUCCCGCUGGCCAACGGGCACGAGCAGGGGGAGACAGCGCUUCACCUGGCCGUGCGGCUGGUGGACCGGACCUCCCUCCACAUCGUCGACUUCCUGACCCAAAACAGUGGAAACCUGGACAGACAGACGGCCAGAGGCAGCACGGCACUGCAUUACUGCUGCCUGACGGACAACAGCGAGUGUCUGAAACUGCUGCUGCGCGGGAAGGCCUCCAUCAGCAUCGUGAACGAGGCCGGAGAGACUCCCCUGGACAUCGCCAAACGGCUGAGACACUCUCAGUGUGAGGAGCUGCUGACCCAGGUGAUGGGGGGAAAGUUCAACGCCCGCGUGCACGUGGAGUACGAGUGGCGGCUGCAUUACGAGGACCUGGAUGAGAGCGAUGAGGACAUGGAGGAGAAGCCCAUUCCGAACCGGCGGGAGGAGCGCCCGGUGAGCUGCUUUGUGCCGGGUAGCCACCCGCUGCAGCCCAACCUGGCGUCCCUGGCGCGGGACGCUGCCAGCCUGGUGCGGGACCGGCAGAGGGGCUUCAUCCCCAGCAUGAUCAGCAACGAGACCUACGGCACCUUCCUAAACAUCAGCCCCCCGCCCCCAGCCCCGCCCCUGCCCCAGCCCAGCGGCCCCGCCCCUCAGCUGCCCCCCCGCAAAGGCCCUCCCCCUGUCCCGGCUCAUGGGGUGCAGGGCGGCUCAGGUGUGUGGAAGCCUGACUCCAUGGAGGUCGUUGGCCGGCAGAGGUCGUCCUCUGACCCCUCCAUUGUCUACCCUGCAGAGAGCAUGACCCCUACAUACGUUCUCCCUCCUGUCCCGCCCCCGCCACCCCUGCCAAAGGUGCAGCAGCUGAAGUCCAGGCCAGUGCCGCCACCACCGCCGGUUCCCGCGGUCCGACCGGUCCCGCCCCCACCCCCGCUGCCUGGCCCACCCCCGGGCAUAGCCCCCACACGCACCUCUCCCACCAGCAAAGAGAAAUCCUUCAGUAAAGGAGGCCCAGUGAAGGCCGGCCCUGCUGACAGACCAGUUAAGGAAACCCCUGCAUCCCCUCCGAGGGCUGUGGACAGGACUCCGCCCCCUCCCCCCAUGCCUCGAACCGUCUUCCCUAAGCAGAAGCCGCAGAGGGUGAAAGCCAUCUAUAACUGCGAGGCAGAUAACCCUGAUGAGCUCACAUUCUCAGAGGGAGAGGUGAUCGUGGUGGAGGGGGAAGAGGACCAGGAGUGGUGGGUUGGCCACGUGGAGGGAGAGCCAACGAGGAGGGGCGUGUUCCCCGUCACCUUUGUGCACUUCAUCACAGAAUGACCAAUAGGAAAGCUGGGCGGGGCCUGUGCUAUCCUCCGCCCCAAUGUGUGUGCGUGUGCAGGAGGGUGUGCGUGACACUGCCGGCCCUGCACACUCACUGCGUAACACUGCACACUCGCUGCGUACCUACAGACACUCCUCUGCAAGCCACCGGAGGGCUGACCCCGCACUCCAGGCUUCUGGGAACAUGUUUUUUUCCCCCUCAGAGUAUAGUUUUUAGAAAGAUCACAGACUGUAUUUUCA
This is a messenger RNA of Megalops cyprinoides (Indo-Pacific tarpon), 3666 nucleotides long. RefSeq names its product ArfGAP with SH3 domain, ankyrin repeat and PH domain 2b (gene asap2b). Gene Ontology annotation, molecular function: GTPase activator activity; protein binding. The coding region runs from base 409 to 3423 and encodes 1004 amino acids. Gene Ontology annotation, cellular component: cytoplasm. Gene Ontology annotation, biological process: positive regulation of GTPase activity. The transcript is spliced from 28 exons. Lineage: Eukaryota; Metazoa; Chordata; Actinopteri; Elopiformes; Megalopidae. The record is from RefSeq and is a predicted model, not a curated record.